GUUAGAUGAUAUAUAUGUUUAGAUGGCUACAAAAUACAAUGACUUAACAUCAGAAAAUCGCAUGAAUCCUAUUAUACGUGUUAUUUUACAAGGUGUAUAUGAUGUUGAUAGUCCUUUGUCAUUGCUACGUGGCAUGCCACAUAUUCUUGUUUUUAUAUGGAAUAGUAUUAAAGCUUUUUGGAGAAAACAUAUACAAGUUGGAAUAAAUAAGAAUUCCUUUAUUUAUGAAUAUCCUUAUAAGAUUAAAUUUAAUUCAAUAGCAUAUUCACUUAUACAAGAUUCUUUGAAUUUUCCUUCACCAGGUAACUUAAAUAUUAAUAUGAUGCCAUUUGUCAUGAGUUCCAGUUUCAAUAAAUGUAAAUUACCUAAAAAUACAAAGCCUUAUUGGGACAUUAUAAAAUUAUGUAUUGAUGAGCAAUUUAAUAAUUCUAAAGAUGAAAUAGGAAAAAUAUGGUUUUUGACAAUUCAAGAGAGUCUUGUUGAUCAAGGUACUUCCCAACGGAGACAAGGACUUCACACUGAAAGCCCUGGAGUUGCUUAUAUUAAAAAUGAUAGUCUAUCUAGUAGUAAAGACAUUUUGGAAAAUAAAAAAACAAUUUCUAAAGAAGUUCAAAAUGGAGGAGGUUGUUCUCAAAUCUCUUCUUUCUAUGCCCAUUGGGGUUUUGGAAUGAGUGUUAUGGAUGUUUAUUCAGGUGGUAUAUAUAUGGCUUCAAACAUUGCUGAUUCUUGCAAAGUUUGGAAUUGUCAAAUACUUCCAGGUGAAGAUGGAAAAUGUGUAAUAGGUGAAUUAGGAGAUAUAGAACAUUUAAGAGAGUUUUUGCCUGAAGCUGAAAUCAUGAAAAAAAAUGCAUUGUAUUGGUUAACUGAUCGCACUCCUCAUGAAUCGUUGCCAUUGUCUAAUAAAACUUAUAGGCAAUACAUUCGUAUAGUCACAAGUAAGGUGUCCAUAUGGUAUGAAGACCAUUCUACAAAAAAUCCAUUUGGGAUUGUUCCAGACAGUCAAAUCACUAAAAUUGUGCGAGGUUCAAAGUUUGACCAAAAACCUUUAUGUUUAGUUACAUAAUUUCUGUUACUAAGCUAUUUUAAAGAGUUUUUUAAUAAGCCAUUUUUUAAA
This is a messenger RNA of Hydra vulgaris (swiftwater hydra), 1114 nucleotides long. RefSeq lists its product as uncharacterized. NCBI's taxonomy places the organism in Eukaryota, Metazoa, Cnidaria, Hydrozoa, Anthoathecata, Hydridae. The record is from RefSeq and is a predicted model, not a curated record.